ACUUUUACUUUUGAGUAUGCCCAAGACAAGAAGAGCACAACCAAAGACGUGUGUUCUAAUUGUUGAAGUGUUAUCUACCUUCAAAAUCUAGCAACUUCCAUUCCACACAACACACACAAGUACAGCAGUUACAGUUAUGGCUUCUCUUUUGUCCUUUUCUUUUGCUUCUCUUUCUCUCCCAAAAUCUCAAUCUCUGGAUCCUCAUAAUCUCUCCGAUUCUUCUUUCUCCGGUAAAAGCAACAGUAAGAGUGGUAAUUGUUGUUUUCCAACGUCGUUUGAACGGAGAAAGAUGGUUCUGUCUUCCAUUGCUGUCAUUGCUGGAACUUUUUGCAAAGGCGGAAUUGGUCUUGCAUCUGAAUUUGCUGACAUGCCUGCGCUUAGAGGGAAGGAUUAUGGCAAAUCAAAAAUGAAGUACCCAGACUACGUAGAAACCGAAUCUGGACUCCAGUAUAAGGACUUGCGACCCGGAAAUGGCCCAAAACCAAAGAAAGGAGAGACAGUAGUGGUAGAUUGGGAUGGCUACACCAUAGGUUAUUAUGGUCGCAUAUUUGAAGCCCGGAAUAAAACAAAAGGCGGUUCCUUUGAGGGUGAUGACAAGGACUUUUUCAAAUUCAAAGUAGGAUCGCACGAGGUAAUACCAGCUUUUGAAGAGGCUGUUGCAGGCAUGUCUCUCGGGGGCAUUCGAAGGAUAAUUGUACCCCCAGAACUUGGAUAUCCUGAGAGUGAUUAUAAUAAAGGUGGCCCAAGACCUACAACAUUCUCGGGCCAACGAGCCUUGGAUUUUGUGCUAAGGAACCAAGGGUUGAUAGACAAGACUCUCUUGUUUGAUAUUGAGCUAAUGAAGAUUGUUCCAAAUUGAUUUGUCAAAUUCUUCAUUGAUCCUGAAAUAUCACCACCAAAACAUUCAGAUAAGUCUACAAUUAAUUCUGUCAGUGCCAAUAUCGUUGAUUGAUCCUUCAUACCUUGCAAGUAUUUUCUGGCUAUGUUCUCCAUAGGUGAUGAAAAAUCAUGAAGUAUAAUACUGUAGUUUGUUGAACAGUUUUAAAGAUAUGAAGUAUAAUACUGUAUAAGCUGCUAGAGCUGUAGUUGACUCUGAUUUUUAACACAUUCUGAUUAUAUUCAAUAACUACAUACAGAUGAGGAAGCAAGUUUUUUUUUUGUCAUUUCUUUUGAUCACUUUGUUGGCAUCGACAUUUGAUGCCUGCCUAUGCGACAAUUUUGAUGUAAUAUUCCAGCUUUUCAUUGUUCGUUUAUCUGGUAACUGUAA
This is a messenger RNA of Medicago truncatula (barrel medic), 1267 nucleotides long. RefSeq names its product peptidyl-prolyl cis-trans isomerase FKBP19, chloroplastic. Lineage: Eukaryota; Viridiplantae; Streptophyta; Magnoliopsida; Fabales; Fabaceae. Gene Ontology annotation, cellular component: thylakoid; chloroplast. The record is from RefSeq and is a predicted model, not a curated record. Bases 137 to 859 code for a protein of 240 amino acids. Gene Ontology annotation, molecular function: peptidyl-prolyl cis-trans isomerase activity. The transcript is spliced from 11 exons.